Molecule: messenger RNA, 1808 nt
Organism: Helianthus annuus (common sunflower)
Lineage: Eukaryota; Viridiplantae; Streptophyta; Magnoliopsida; Asterales; Asteraceae
Product: secoisolariciresinol dehydrogenase
Exons: 2
Coding region: 768-1580 (270 amino acids)
Molecular function (GO): oxidoreductase activity, acting on the CH-OH group of donors, NAD or NADP as acceptor
Source: RefSeq, a predicted model, not a curated record
UAUAGUCUUUGGUUUCCAUAUAGAGCCACUUCAAACAGUCAAUCGUAAGGCUGUAAACGAACCGAAUGUUCAGCGAACAGUUCGUGAACCGUUCAGCGGGAAGUUCGUUUAACGAACAUGAACAAGAAAUUUCGUUCGAUUAGUUAAAUGAACGAACAUGAACAGAGGUCUCGUUCAUUCGAUUGUGUUCGUGAACGUUCGGUAAGGUGUUCGUGAACGUGUUCGUGAACGUGUUCGUGAACAUUCGUUGAUUUGCGUUCGUUUAUGUUCAUAUGUUUGUGUUAUAUGUUUGUGUUUUAAUUGAAGAUCUUUGUACUUUCUUAUAUACUUUCUUAUAUUUUAUGUAUACUUUUUAUAUUAUUAAACUUUUAUUUAUUUUAUUACUCUAACAAUGAAACUAGGAAACCCACUUUCACCUUGUUUAUGCAUCAUUUGCCUUUCAUUUCUCAUUAUUUACAUCGGCGAAUACGAUCGACCUCUGUUCCACAAUAAGGGAUUCAAGUUUGAGUGCUACUCUUUGGGCCAUCUAUCUUUAUCCUUCGCCGCGUUCGCCAAAUUUAUUUGUGUUCGUUUGUGUUCGUGAACCGUUCGCGAACACGCUCAUUUCCUUAACGAACGAACAUGAACAUAAAAUCUCGUUCGGUAAGUGUUCAUGAACCGUUCGUGAACACAUUUAUUUCCUUAACGAACAAACAUGAACAAUGGCUUGUUCGUGUUCGUUCGGUUCGUUUACAGCCCUAGUCAAUCGUCUUUGUUUUUAGAAGCCUAUGGCAGCUACUUCCAAAAGAUUAGAGGGAAAGGUGGCGUUGAUAACCGGAGCAGCAAGUGGAAUAGGAGAGUGUUCUGCAAAACUAUUUGCUAAACAUGGUGCAAAAAUCGUCAUUGCAGACAUUCAAGACCAACUUGGUAAAGCAGUUUGUGAAGCUAUAGGUUUUUCAAAUUCGAUAUAUGUUCAUUGUGACGUAGCCAAUGAAGAAGAUGUUAAAAAUACUGUGGAUAUUGCAGUCGCCACUUUUGGAAAACUCGAUAUCAUGUUCAAUAAUGCAGGUAUAGUAGAUUCUUACAAGGCACGCAUCAUCGACAAUGAAAAGACAGACUUUGAGCGUGUGCUUAGUGUUAACGUUACAGGGGUCUUUCUUGGCAUGAAACAUGCUGCUAGGGUUAUGGUUCCCGCACGAGCUGGCUCAAUAAUAUCGACAGCUAGUAAUGCUUCAAAUAUUGGUGGUGUGGCCACACAUGCUUACACUUGUGCAAAACAUGCUGUAACUGGUUUGACCAAGAAUUUGGCAGUAGAGCUUGGACAAUUCGGCAUUCGAGUCAAUUGUUUGUCGCCUUACGCAGUAGCCACACCAAUAGCCACAAAUUUUCUUGAGAUGGAUAGCGAAGCGGUGGAGAACAAGGCGAACUUACUUGCAAACCUCAAAGGUGUGACGCUUAAAGCUGAUGAUAUUGCUAAAGCAGCCCUUUUCUUGGUGAGCGACGAGGCAAAGUACAUUAGCGGGCAAAACUUGUUUAUCGAUGGUGGAUUUGGUAUUGUUAAUCCAUCGUUCAGCAUGUUUCAAUACCCCGAAAGCCUUUGAAUUGGAAAUUUUAAAAUAAGACAUUUACGUACAUGUAUACACGCAUGUAUACGUCUAGAAAAUAAUAUUGUUUUCUACGCUAAACAAAUAUCCUACUCUAUAAGUGUUUAGUGUUUAAAUUAUUUUUUUUGUUAGCUGCAUGUAAUAUAUUAUGUUAUGUAUACCGUAUAUCACACGGGUUGAAAAUGUAACUUAUUUAAGUAUUAAAUAUUCAACAUAAUUUAAUUG